CAGGAUUCAGGGCUCUUGCCAGGAAUUCAGCUGGGGACUGGGAUCAGACACUACUUCUUCUAAUCACUGCUGUUGUGUUUGGAUCACAAUUGCUUGUUAUGUCAGAGCCAGUUCUCUUUUCUUGUCCAAUCUCUUCAUAGGCUGCCUAAAAUGUUUGCAUUUAUCCUUAUCACACACUGACUUUUGAAACUGUCUGAGAGUCUGACAAACAUCACAAAGUGGUCUUCUCUACAUCUGUACAUUUCUCGAUGGAAGAAAGCAAAACCAAUUGUUAUCUAAUCCAGUGCAAUCCAAGGCCUUGUUUGGCUAUGACAACCAAUAAUGCAAGUAGCAUGUUUCUCAGUUCCAGGAUGCUGAUUUGUUCCAUGCACAUUCCAAUAGCCAUGUUGUUCCUGUUUAUGGAGGAUAAGGCUUAACAAAAGAAGGGCUGCAGGGAGGGGCUACUGCAAAUUCCUCCUGCUGAGGAAGAGAUACCUCAUGACACUGACACUAAGUCUUUGGGUUCCCCAGUUUCUCACAAUUCACUGCUCUGGUUCCAUUCCCUUGUGUCAACAGCUGUGUUCUCCAGAUGCUAAAUUACAGUGUGAUGUCAAUGGCAUUAUCUCUCCAUCCUCUGUGUCUAAUAAUAACCGUAGCUUUAGCCAUGGACCAUCUGAAAGGAGUAAAAGGAUUCAUAAGAACAUUUGUUCAAUAACUACACAUUAUGCAGACUGAAUUUAAACUUGAACUAUUUCAUUUGAUUCUGAAUCUAACAAUGAUGCCUUUAUUCUUUUCUUACUACAGGUUUAUCCGAUGUACCGUGAUAUUGGUCAGCCUUGCAGCUCAGACCCUACCCUGGUGGCCCAAAAAGAAUGGAUCCAGUACCACCUUUUCGGAUGGACCCUGAAAGCCUGGAUCUUCAGCAGGUCCCUGUGUUGUCUAUUGACCAGAUCCGUGCUAUAAGGGCUAAUAAUGACUAUGUGGAACGCCCUGUGGCAAUGGAGCCUGCCUCUCAGGUUGGUGUCAUCUAUACACACGAUGAACGACACUCUCAGAUGUCUGGCAGUCAAAGUCAGCACCAACAUUCCCAUUUGGCCCACGUAAGUCGCUCCAGUACCGUGAGCUCCAUGUCCCGUGGCAGUGCUGCUUCAGAUCAGAGACUUCUUACUGGAUUAACGCCUUCCCAUUCUGGUCUAGCAGCUGUAGUGAGGUCCCAGCCCAAAGGUGACAUGAAACCCGAGUCGCUGGGCAAAGGACUGGCUGACGGUGAGGACUUGGGCCUUCAUCUCUUCAUCUGUGAACGUUGUGGCCACUGCAAGUGCCAGGAGUGCUGUGCCCCUCGUAAUUUGCCCUCCUGUUGGACCUGUGGCCAGCGCUGCUUGUGUUCUGCAGAAAACGUCUUGGAGUAUAGCACCUGCCUGUGCUGUGUGAAGGGUCUGUUCUACCACU
Messenger RNA from Sinocyclocheilus grahami, 1428 nucleotides. RefSeq names its product protein sprouty homolog 3-like. Gene Ontology annotation, cellular component: cytosol; membrane. Lineage: Eukaryota; Metazoa; Chordata; Actinopteri; Cypriniformes; Cyprinidae. The transcript has a single exon. Gene Ontology annotation, biological process: negative regulation of fibroblast growth factor receptor signaling pathway; negative regulation of MAP kinase activity; negative regulation of Ras protein signal transduction. The annotation marks the transcript as partial. The record is from RefSeq and is a predicted model, not a curated record.